AUGACCCUUGGAACCACCCCCACCCGAUCCACCUCGAAUUCGGACGCCAUCACCGACCUCGAGGAACAACAACCAUCACUCUGUCUAGAGUGGCUACUGAGCUGGUCUCAGUACCUAGACACUCACCAAUCAGAUGGGGACUCGGAUUCCGACAACCUUACUCAGACUACCAGUGCAUCCUCUACCACCAGCCUUCAAGGAGAUCCCCCAGCGAGCACAGCUCCGAGUCAAGAGACUACUGCUUCGUCAGCUGUCGGCUCGAAUGAGCCUGAGAUACCCGUCCCUGACCCGCGGGGCGGCGACCUCGUCAUCUACGGACCCGACCAAAACCUCUACGACGACCCCACAACGGCAGCGCGAGACCUCGUCUCCAAAAUACGCUCCUUAAAUCCAGCCAUGGUCCUUCUCGCCUGGAAGCUGAAAGACAUUAAGUGUGACACAGUUUCAAAGACAAGCUCCCGCAAGGCGUGCUGUUAUGCCAUCCAGUUCACCUCUUCUCAGACUGCGCGAGAGUUCGUCUUGGCAAUGAAUGGGCUUGAAAAGACUUCCGACUCGGAAGGCAAACUGGCUUACAUCCCCUACGAUGUGAGGAUUGAAAGGGAUGGAAGCGUCCACUAUAUGAUCCCUGUGACCGACUGA
Molecule: messenger RNA, 639 nt
Organism: Coprinopsis cinerea okayama7#130
Lineage: Eukaryota; Fungi; Basidiomycota; Agaricomycetes; Agaricales; Psathyrellaceae
Exons: 2
Coding region: 1-639 (212 amino acids)
Source: RefSeq, a predicted model, not a curated record